CACAGAAUGAUUUCUCUUGGGAAACCUUGACUUAAAAAGUCUUCUCUUCCUAAGCAGCAACAGAAUUGGUCAUUUGGACUUGGCCUUGAUCUCUGAGGCAGUCUUCAUUGCUCAAAAGCGGUUUGCUUCAAAAGGGGAACCACUCAACUCAAUCCUUUUCUAUAUCUUUUCAGUUUUUGGAGGUAAAACUAGAUUGCUUGUUCUGGGUGUUCUUUGUUCUUCUGUUAGUGCUUACUGUUCUGGCUUCUUUUCUAUGUUUGGCAAGAAAGAGAAGUAGAUGCUAAAUGAUCUGUAGGAGAUCAAUCAAAUAAGGCAAGAAUUUGAAGUAGGGAAUAGGCUUUACUGGCUAUAGUUUAGAUUUUAUAGGCAGUGGUGGAGUCCUCCUUCUCUUCUAAUAGAGGAUUGGCAUAGACUACCAUAAUGGCUUUGGAGCUUAUACCUAUUGGGACUAUCCUGGCUGUGUUAACUAACCAGGUCAUUAAAACAGCUCAAGCUGCAAAGGAUGUUUUUGAUAAAGAGAGUUUCAAAGUCCUCUCAAAGCACUUGUUUGACAUUGAACUGGUCUUAAAGGAAUUACAGCUUCAAGAACUAAAUGAUUCUCAAGCUGCAAGGCUUGCUGUGGAGUCCCUAGAAAGAGAUGUGAAAAAGGCCAGUAAUCUUGUUGACAAGUACAAAAACCGAGCUCGAUUCUACUCCCUUGUCAGGUGCCGACACAUUGUCAAGGAGGUACAAGAAGUUACAAGAGACAUUGGAAAGUCUUUGGCUGCUUUAUCUCUUGCAAAUACUGAAGUGUUAUCAAGGAUAUCUGAUCAGGUGAAUAAGCUACAGAACGAGAUGCAAAGGGUAGAAUUUGAGGCUUCGCAGUCUCAGAUUCAAAUUUUUGACAGGUUAAAUCGGGGUCUUCAAGACCAGAUCCAUGACCAGGGUUUUGCAAAUGACAUGCUCGAAGAAAUAGCAAUGGAAGUUGGGGUGCCUUUAGAGCCCUCAAAGAUAAGCAAAGAGCUUGCAGAUAUCAGAAAGGACAAAGAAGAAGCUGCUAACAGGAAAGAAAGAGCUGAAGCUUUUUUCUUGGGACAGGUUAUUGAGCUGCUUUCUCGAGCUGAUGCUGCAAGGGAUUACGAAGAAGUCAAGAAGACAUACAACCAACGUGUUCAGGCCAUAGAGAGAUAUGACACAAGUGAAGAAUACAUUCCACCACUUAAAGCUUUUAUUUGCUGUUUGAAAGGAACUGUGAUGGUUGAACCGGUCAGCCUUUGCACUGGUACUACAUGCGAGAGAGCUGCCAUCACAGCUUGGUUUGAGAGUGGGGAGAGAACCGACCCAGAAACUAGAGAGGUGCUUGAAGAUACUUCCUGGAGGUCUAACCUUCCAUUAAGACAAUCAAUAGAAGAGUGGAGAGAACUUAAUUACUGCCUCAAGAUCAGGUCUUCCAAGGCAAAAUUGGUUUCCGGUGUUGAGACGUUGAUGUUAGAGGCCUUAAGCCAAAUGCAAGAUCUUAUGGGAGAGAAUUCUAUUAACAAGGACUGGAUGGCUAUUGAAGGGCUCACUGAUAUUAUAAUCUCUAUCCUUGGGACCUCUCACAACAGAGAUGUGAAGCGCAAGAUUUUGAUCACCUUAAAGGAUAUUGUAGAAGGCCAUGCAAGAAAUAAGGAAGAGGUGGUUGAGUCCCCAGGUUGGGAUCGCAUCAUUGGCUGCUUAGGGCGGGACUCAAGCAUCUCAAAGGCUGCAAUUGAAUUGCUUUAUGAAUUGCUACAAGACAGAUCUGGUUGGACUGUGUCUGUAUGUAAGAAACUCUCUCAACAACGCAGCACAAUUAUUUUCCUUGUUACCCUCUUAAAGGGUCCUGUGAAGGAGUCAGCUGAGAUUGCAGAAAUAAUCUUGAUGAAGCUUUUCGACAUAGAUGAGGAGAACAUUUCUCGUGCAGCUAAAUGUGGCUGGUAUAAGCCACUUAUUGAUCGUAUAGUUCAAGGGCCAGAAAAUUCAAGGAUAGCAAUGGUCAGAACACUUGUUAACAUGGAAUUGGACAACUCCAAUUUGAAGCUCCUCGGUGAGGAGCGAGUUAUACCUCCUUUGCUUGAAAUGUUAUCUGGAAGUUUUGGAUCUAAAGAAUCGUCUUUAUCUGCUUUGGUUCAAUUGUCAAGUUGCCGUGCCAACAAAGAGCUGAUUGCUGCUUCUGGUGGAGUUAAUCUCGUUCUGAAACUAAUUUUCUCUAAUGUGCGCUCAAUUAUUGUUACUAAAUGCUAUGAAAUGCUGGAGAAGUUCACUUCUGAUGAUGAUGGAGCUAAAUUCUUUGUUGAUGAAAAUGGUUCUCAACUUGACAUGGAACCGAUUGUCACCAAUUUGAUUGAAUUACAACAGAAUCCCAACUUGUCUUGCAAUGUGCGAAGGCCUGCCUUGCAGACACUUCAUGGAAUCUGCAAGUUUGAUGCUAGGUUGGUUAAAAAAGCGGUUCUCACUGCCAAUGCUGUAUCUCUGGUCCUUCCUCUUCUUGAUAACACUGAAUUAGCGAUUCGGGAGAUUGCGAUAAAUUUACUUUUCCUCUUCUCCCAGCAUGAGCCUGAGGGAGUAGUAGAAUACCUUCUCAAGCCAAGAAGGCUGGAAGCUUUAGUGGGGUUUCUCGAGAGUGAUGAUAAGGGUGAUGUACAGAUGGCUGCUGCUGGCUUAUUGGCUAACCUCCCAAAAUCAGAACGAUCACUAACUAUGAAGUUAAUUGAAUUGGGUGGCCAUACUGCAAUCAUAAACAUUUUGAGAACAGGCAACAUGAAAGCAAAAGAAAAUGCUCUAAGUGCUCUAUUCAGGUUUACAGAUCCCACAAAUCUGGAGUCGCAGCGCAUGUUGGUAGAAGGAGGAGCAUACCCUUUGCUUGUGAACUUUCUCAAGUCUAGCUCAGUGACUGCAAAGGCAAGAGCUGCAGCUCUAAUUGGUAAUCUUUCAACUAGCAGUCAGAUACUCACUGUUGCAUCCAAACCAUCCGGUUGUUGGUGUUUCAAGGCAUCUCGGGGUCCUAUAUGCCCCGCACAUGGCGGUAUAUGCAGUGUGACUUCAACAUUUUGUCUCUUGGAAGCCAAGGCUUUGCCUGACUUGGUAAGACUCUUAUCUGGUGAGGUUUAUGAAACUUCCAUCGAAGCAAUUCAAACUCUUUCCACACUGGUUGCUGAAUCCUCUCCUCAAAGAGGAGCCAAUGUCUUGCGUGAGGCUGAUGCCAUAAAUCCUAUACUGGAGACUUUGGAUUGGGGAACAGACUCGCUUAAAGAAGAGGCAUUGGGUCUUCUGGAAAAGGUUUUUAUGUCAAAGGAAAUGGUUGAAACGUAUGGAUCAACUGCUAGACUGCGCCUUGCUAGUCUAACCAGUCGGAAUAUUCAUGAGGAUGGCCGUCACAGGAGGAAGGCGGCCAGGGUCAUGUCACUCCUUGAACGUUAUUCGAAAUCAUCCACAUCUAUCGUUCCUGGUCUCUAUGCCUAAAUUUCUUGGUUAUUGGUUCAAAAAAGUAAUUUACAUUGUCAUUACAACGUUUGAGUUGGAGAGUUUAACUGUCACCUGUAUA
Molecule: messenger RNA, 3544 nt
Organism: Rosa rugosa (rugosa rose)
Lineage: Eukaryota; Viridiplantae; Streptophyta; Magnoliopsida; Rosales; Rosaceae
Product: U-box domain-containing protein 43-like
Exons: 4
Coding region: 421-3462 (1013 amino acids)
Biological process (GO): cell surface receptor signaling pathway; protein ubiquitination
Molecular function (GO): protein binding; ubiquitin-protein transferase activity
Source: RefSeq, a predicted model, not a curated record